Linum tenue is the source of this 720-nucleotide messenger RNA. Lineage: Eukaryota; Viridiplantae; Streptophyta; Magnoliopsida; Malpighiales; Linaceae. The record is from the annotation of a GenBank genome assembly.
ACAGGAAAAAACUCAAAAGAAAAAGGAAAGAAACGAAGCCUCUCAAUCAAUAAAAUCAACCCAUUAAUCACCAUGAGUUCAAACGCAAUGAAGCAGGAGACGCAGGCAGAGAAAUCCCAUGGUCUGGAGGAAACAAAGACAACCUCGGUGGAUUACCGGUCGUCGGCAGGGCAAGGACAAGAGCUGAGGAAAGUGGAGGUGAUCCAUCACAAUCCUCCUCCUCCUCAACCAAAGUCCAACACAAGCGGCGGCGUUUUGGCCUCUGCCGCAGCUUCUGUCGCAAGCACGCUCCAGUCUGCUAAGGAAGCUAUUGCCGGAACCACAACAACAUCAUCAUCAUCAUCAUCUUCUGAGCAAUCCACAUAAAAAAAAUUUGUAUUUUUAAUUUGGUUUGAAUUGAGAUUCUAUAUAAUUAACUUAGUACCGCUCACCACCUUCAUUAUUUUUUUUAAAAAUAUCUGACACAAAUAAACAUUGGUUUGAAGCUGAAUUACGGAGCUUCCAAUUUUUUGAAUUUUGUGUCGUGUAUCCUUAUUUAACUAGGAUUCGGUAACAUUUUUCUGUUUUGACUUUGAAAUUGGCCAUCGUCUCUUUUUCGAGAGCAUUUUCUUUCUAUGGGAGCCAAUAUACUUAACCCUUUCUCCCACAACAUGUGAAACCGAAGGUGAUUGACGUGGGUGAAUUACAAAUAGACAUGCAGUCUAGUGAGCAUCCUUAUUC